Messenger RNA from Papilio polytes (common Mormon), 3925 nucleotides. It is a transcript of the gene SelR, whose product is annotated as methionine-R-sulfoxide reductase B1. The record is from RefSeq and is a predicted model, not a curated record. Gene Ontology annotation, cellular component: cytoplasm. Lineage: Eukaryota; Metazoa; Arthropoda; Insecta; Lepidoptera; Papilionidae. Gene Ontology annotation, molecular function: peptide-methionine (R)-S-oxide reductase activity. The coding region runs from base 181 to 717 and encodes 178 amino acids. The transcript has 4 exons. Gene Ontology annotation, biological process: response to oxidative stress; protein repair.
GUUGACUUUGAUCGUCGACUUCGACAUUAUCAAUAUCAAUAAAAUACAAUUAAUAGCUUUUCAGUUAUUGAUAUUUGAUUACUUUUAUAAUAAAUUAAAUUAGUAUUUCGGCUCUGUCUACUAAUAACCAAUUUUCACGUAAAGGAACUACUUUUUUUUGGUUUUAAUAAGAAAUGAGUUAUGCGUAGUUUACUUCGACCUCUUGCUAUAUUUAGGAAGGCCGUACAAUCUAACAGAGCUGUUCAGUUGAAACAUCCAUUUACCACAGCGUUAGUGUGGAGAGCUAUGGAAGAUAAAGAGUCACUGAAAAAACGUCUCACUCCGCUACAAUACCAUGUUACUCAAGAAGCUGGAACUGAAAGACCUUUUACAGGUUGUUUCAACAAAUUUUAUGAAGAAGGGAUGUAUGUAUGUGUAGUAUGUAGGCAAGAUCUGUUCAGCUCCAAGACUAAAUAUGACUCAGGAUGUGGCUGGCCUGCUUUCAAUGAUGUUCUUGCAAAGGAAAAAGUGACAUUACACCAGGAUACUAGUGCAGUUGGAGCAAAUAUAUUACUGGUUUUAACACGGCCAGGUUUGGUGCGAACUGAGGUGCGAUGCUCCAAGUGCUCCGCUCACCUGGGACAUGUGUUCAAUGAUGGCCCAGCACCGACUAAGAAACGUUUUUGUAUUAAUUCCGCAUCGUUGGACUUCAUACCGGCUGAGGAGAGAGCGGACUAAAUGUGAUAGAAAUCUAUUUCACGAUAAUCAAAAUGUAUCAAAUCCCAAGACCUCGCACUUUUCAGGGUUAGAAUAAAAAACUACAUUUUCAUUAUUUUUUUAUCAACACUCAAGGAGAGUAUAUUUUUUGAUGCGUAGUAUUUAAAACUUUGCGAUUUUACUGCUAUGUAUUAUUGUAGAUGUAAAUACUUAAUUCAAAUAGGAUUAACAAAUAAGAUUAGAUGGCGUACAUUCUAUAUACAUUUCUAUUUAUCUACAUUACUUGGAAAGAUUUUUAAGUAUUAAUAAAUACUAUGCUGAACACUUUUAAAUACAUUUGGUAUUAUUUUUCUUUUAUGUACUAUUUAUGGUAUUUAUGGAAUUAACAAGUAACAUCUACAUGUUACAUCAUUAUUCAAAAGCAUAACAAAAUAACUUGUUUCCAAAUAAAUAAACAAAACGAAACAUAUCCGUUUUUGAUUAAUUUUUAUUUCUAAGUCGUAAACUAAAAAUAAGUACAAUGAACCAUGUAUCCAGUAGAUUUUUUAUCACCAACUGUAGGUCUUUUUUAUAUACUAAAAUGUAAACAACAGCAAAAUAUGCUUGUUUUAUGUAUUAUGUACUCAUUAGUAUAUAAAAUUUGAUUUGUAAAUAUGAAAAGCGCGAGGUCUGAAAUUUAUAGAAGUUUGAAGGCCAUAGUAAAUUAUUGGAUAACAUAAACUGUUAAUAUAUUGUAUGUUUGUUUUCUAUCUAUUUCAAAAGGUAGUAAAACCUUAAAAUGAAGUAAAUACGAAAUUUAAUAACUUUUCUAAGGUCAGCUAGGACGAUUUAACUAAAGUGUAUUUAAGAAUUAUACAGUUCUUCCAAAACAUCUACGCAAAGUUUUUUAAAUUGCACAACACUAUAGCAUAUUGUGUUCUCGUCAUAUUUAUAAAGCGAGAGCUAUUUUAUAAAAUGUAUUUAGCAACACUAACCUAUUUAUAUUUCGUUAGUUUAAUUGCGUAAUAACAAAAUAAAUAUUUCGCUAUGUGCCUUAACUUAGUUAAACACACAUACCUCAAUAUAAAACAUUUUAGUUACCAAAUUAAGUCAUUUUAUUUAAUAAUAACACAAUAAUUUACCCAUUAUCUUUAAUUUCAAUUAUUUAUAGUUUUGCGAGUCUAUAUAGCAUUUGAAUUGUAAUGUGGUAGUGAAAAUAUUGCAAUAAAUAUUUUUACGCUAAGUUGUUUUUUAUUUUAUUAAUCAUGAUGAACCAAAAAAGUGAUAACUGGAUUAAACGUCACAACAAAUGAAAAGAUAUAAUAAUGGUGAGUCUUUUUAUUAUAGUAUGGUUGUAUUUUAUAUGCACAAGUUACUUAGACAUGGCACUGGUGUUAUACAACUCUCAAAAUAUAUGAAAACCAUUUAAAUGUCUCAUAUUUCAUUACAUUUAUAAUACAUUUCAAAUUAGAUUACAUAAUUACAGUUGUUUUUUAUCUUACCAAAUGCAUACUCCAAAUUCAUUUUCAUGAUCACAAUAUUGUUUGCCUUAAAAUUUAGUCUGAUACUAAACGUUUUCAUUAAAAAUUGCCAACAUAAUUUGGCUACAUAUUUGCAUAUUUCUAUGUUGUUGCACAUUUUAGCAGUGGUUGGUGCGGGCAUGAUUUAUGUGCAUUUUAAUAAUAGGCCACAUUUGAAUGUCAAACAUAGUCUAUAUUAGGCCUCAAGACGGCGAGUAUUCGACGAAUAAUAUACAUAUAUAAAUUAUAUUGCAUUUAAAACGAUAUGCUAAUAGCUCCAGAUAUAUGUAAUAAGCAAACCUAUAAUAAAAACAAACAUUAACAUCAAUAAUGAAUCACCGUCACAUUGCACCAACCGGGAUCAAAUGUAAGAACUCUAUAUAGCGUUAAUUGGUCACUUUGUAUUGUCAAAAAGUACUAAUCACUGCUUUUUUGUAUCUAUACAGUCUACAGGUGACACUGAUUUUCUUCGCUUUUGUUAACAUAAUUCCUCUCAAACAUUCAAAACAUGCUCUCCACUUCUCUCUCUUACAAGCUUAAUAAAAAAUAGCAAACAUAAACAAUUUCAAAGGAAAUUUAAUGGCGUCUUCUGGCACAACCUAUAAACGAAAGCAGAGACGAGUACAAUACACUAAACAAAGAUAUCCGGAGUACAUUUUGCUUGCAUUUAUUAUUUGUAUCCAACUCUAGCUAUGGAGCUAUUGUCUUAUCAUAUAGAAGGUAAACAAUCUCUCAUAUUCUAUCUAAGUUUCGUAAUUUACAAUUGUUCAUUUAAAAGCUUAAUAAUACUUUUGUGCCACAAAAGAUGCCGACUUUUCUGAUUUCAAAUAUAAUCAAUAAACUAUAUAAACUUAAUACUAGGUAAAUGCUUCAAUUUGAUGACUAACAAUAAAUGGAUCCAUCAAAAUAUUUUAGUUUAUUAAUACUUAAAGUAACAAUGUCUUCAAUUUAAAACAAUACAAUACGUAAACUUUGCUACUGUAAAUAUGUUCAUGUCAAAAAUAUUAAAAUCGCAACCGUGCUAAAACUUAUUUCCAUAUACAAAUGUCAUUAGGAUAAAAAAUACAUAAGCAGUUUAAAAAAUAUAAAUACAAUGAUAAUGUAUGUAUAAUUAUACAUAAAACUAGCGCAUGUACCGACUAUAAUAAGCAAUGUAAGCCAACAGAUAUACUGCCUAUAGGAUCAAAUCUCAGUCAAAAUUAAUUCAUUAUUUAUAUUGAUAUUCAUUCACUCACUAGUUUUCAUUGAAAUACUUGAUGCUAUAACCCCUCUUAAAGCGGGACCUUAAUAUAACCAUUAUUCUUAAAUAGGAAACACUUCGUAGCGUUAUUAUUUCCGAGUUAUAAAACUGACAACUUUACCCUUUGAAACAACCGCAUCUGAGGCGGGGCAACGCGACGCCCCCCCUCCCCCUCCUACACUCCGAGCGAGUGCAUCAGCCUACUGCCGCCACAGUCUACCCACUACCAUCACAGUUAAAAGCUGAUCCGGUUAUAUAACUAAUACAGAACUACAGUACAUCUACUAUUUAUACUUUACAACUUCUAAAAGUUAACUGCCAGUCUUCAUUUGCAGAUUAUUUUGUUACAUUUCAAAUUCCACUCCUAAUGCUACAGUAUAUCUACACCCUAUAUAUCCCUUUCGAUUCGUCCCGCAGUAGACUGAUACCUCGCCGGGGCUAGCAAUCUUUAAUAAAUAAUGUUUCUACACAAUACUACACAACUUUACAA